Molecule: messenger RNA, 7427 nt
Organism: Aphanomyces invadans
Lineage: Eukaryota; Oomycota; Saprolegniomycetes; Saprolegniales; Verrucalvaceae
Exons: 5
Coding region: 22-7386 (2454 amino acids)
Biological process (GO): TOR signaling; negative regulation of macroautophagy
Cellular component (GO): nucleus; TORC1 complex; TORC2 complex
Molecular function (GO): protein serine/threonine kinase activity; protein-containing complex binding; protein binding
Source: RefSeq, a predicted model, not a curated record
UCCGAGGGGGUGACACAUACGAUGGGGGAUGCGACGGCGUUUGCGCGGUUCCUCCCCGGGCUGCGCAACACCAACUCCGUGAUACGGACCAAGACAGCCCGAUCGCUAUGCAUCUACCUAGAAUCGGAGGCGCGGGACCUCCCCAUGGCGGACUACACCACCGUCGUCUCCAAUAUCAGUGCGUGCAUCAUUGAAAUGGUGCUUGGAGCCGACAUCACGGACCGCACGGGUGGUAUCGUGGCCAUGGACCACCUUGUGGAUCUGUUCAUUGCUGAUAACAACGACUCGAAGAUCGUCGAGUUCGCACACGCUCUCGUCAAGGUAUUCGAGAAGACCAGCAACGCUGAACUCCCGACCCUGCGUGCAGCCGGAAGGGCGUUGGGACACCUCGUCUCGUCUGGGGGAACGUCUCUAAUUGAAUUCGUCGAGGAGUAUCACAUGAAGCCUGCUCUUCAGUGGCUUGGCAACGAAAACUUCCAAGUCCGUCGGCAAGCAGCGGUCGUGAUUAUGCGGGAACUCGCCAUCAACGCCCCCGCGAUCCUCUUUCGCCACAUCGAUACCUUCUUCGACGUUAUAUGGAACGCAUUCGGGGACACCAAGCAGCAGACUCGAGAAAGUGCUGCGGACGCCCUUCAAGCGUGCUUCGCGCUGCUCCAGGCGCGUGACAGCAACCGCAAGUCCCAAUGGUACUCCCGGACGUACGACGAGUGGCGCCGGGGCCUGGACAAAGGAUCGCCCGAGUCGAUGCAUGGUGCAUUUUUGAUCCUGAAUGAGUUGCUGCGGAACUCUGGCGACUUCAUGUUUCCGAAUUACGAGCGCGUGGGGCAGCAAGUGCUCAGUUACCAGUCUCACAAGUCGUCCGUGGUGCGGCGGGCAGUGAUUAACCUCCUCCCGCGGCUGGCCAAGUUUAACUCGUCCACGUUUCUCGACAAGUUUUAUCGACCGAGCAUGCAGUACUUACUCGAGGUCGCGAGUCAGACGAACCCGCCGGCCAGCACCCGAGGCGACGCUCUGCUCAGUAUUGGGAAGCUCAGUUUGGCGAUUGGAUCCCCGCUCAGCCGCGACGAAAAAACGCUGGAGAACAUCACGCACUGCAUCAAGCUCGGUCUUGUGCGGCGCAAAGGCGAGAAGAAAGAAGUCGAGACGCAGCGGGAAGCGCUGAGCUGCCUACGCAUGCUCGCUGAAGCCACGUCGUUGGGCCGCAUCAACCUGGAUUCUACCAUUCAGUGCGUACUCAAAUGCGACUUGGACAAGAGCAUGAUCGAAACGCUUACGACGCUACUCAAACGUUUGCCCCAGGAGAAGCCGAGAAUCCAGUACUCGCUCUUUGAUCGACUCAUGGAGCUCCUCGAAGUGAACACAUCCAAGAAAGACAUGAUGACGAUCUCGGCCUCGCCCAGUCGCCACCGCAGCAAGACUUUUAACAAUCUCACGGGCGCGUCGGGUGGUAGCAAGGUGCUGAACCUCAUCUCGAGCGCCAUGUCGGGCUCCAAGCUUGAAUAUUCGCCAUCGAUGCCGAGUCUGCACACGGAAAACGCCCAAGUUAUCACGACAAUGCAGAUUCUAGCACUGGACACCCUCUCAACAUUUGACUUCCAAGGCAACCCGCACAUUCCCAUCAUGCAGCGCGUACAUACCCACGUCGUCAAAUAUCUCGACCAUGAGAUCGCGAACGUUCGGAAGAGCGCAGCGAUCACGUGCUGCAAAUUGAUGCUGCCGCCGGGGGAAGCGCCCCCGCCGCGCGACGGAGACGAAUACUUUGCAGUGUCCGCCGUCUUGGAGAAGCUGCUAACGGUCGGGAUCGCCGACACGGAAGCGGAGAUCCGAUCGAAAGUACUGGCAUCGCUCGACAGUCGCUUCGAUGCCCUUCUCGGCCAGCCAGACAACCUUCGGGGACUCUUCAUUGCCCUUAACGAUGAAGUGCUCGAGAUUCGAGCUUCUGCCAUGACCAUCCUAGGGCGGUUGAGCAUAAAGAACCCUUCCACAGUCAUGCCGACUCUGCGCCAGACGCUUGUGCAGCUCUUGGCAGAGCUUGAGUGCGCCAACGACGUGCGUGUGAAGGAAGAAGGCGCGGUGCUUAUCGGCCAGUUCCUCAAGAGCGCCGGGAGUCUGACCAAACCGUACGUGUUUCCGAUCCUCAAGGUCCUCAUGCAGAACCUCCGGGACGAAGACAACAGCCUGAACAAGGCGGUCACUGGCACGUUGGGGGAGCUGGCUGUCGUUGGACAAGAUGCGCUGCUGCCCCACCUACCGCAGCUCAUCCCAGAACUUGUGUCAGAGAUGAAGGAGAUGAAGAGCAGCACAGCCAAUGUCGCCAAGAUGGUCGUGGUUGUGCGAACGCUGGGGCUCCUCAUCGGGUCCACGGGCUAUGUCACGCGGCCGUACCACGAAUACCCUGAGAUCCUUGAAGGCCUGAGUGCCGCGCUCCAGCGAUCUGGGGACGCCAACGCCCGACUGCGCAUCGAAUCGGGCCGGACCCUCGGGAUCCUUGGCGCGUUGGACCCGUUUAGUUUCAAACUUUUCCAGUUGGAGAGGCAGGGGCGGAGCCUUGGGUCUGGUCAGGUCGCGACCAAGCAGCUGGAUCUCCAGCUCAACAAAGCAUUCAAAGGCCAGGAUAUCCAACUCAUCGUCAAGCGGGAAGCAGAAGCCGACGUACGCAGUACAAAGAUGAGCAAGAAAUUUACCAUCCAGUGCGUGGCCCCGGAAGAGCUUCUGCCGUCCUUGAUUGCUGGGGACCAGUACUUUCCCGCCGUUGCCAUCAAUGCGCUGGUUCGCAUCCUAAGCGAGCCCCGCAAUUCGAUCCAUUACCAAGGCACGAUCCUUGCGAUCAUGUACAUUUGCUCUGGGCUGGGCAAGAAGGUCGAGCCGCAGUUGCAUCGCAUCGUGCCGGCCUUCUUCGUCGCGCUUGACGCUGUCAACAUGGAGCUCAAGGUGUUUGUAUUGGACCAGCUCUGUGCGCUCGUUCGCCUCAUGGAAGACAAAAUCCAGGCGCACUUGGACCAUACCGCCGUCGCCCACCUCAUGCAGCAGUACGGGAGGAAGCACCUCGCUCAUGUCCUCAAUUUGGUGCAAGAGAUCGCGUCCUGCCUUGGCGAGGGGUUUCGAGUGUAUUUGUCGGACGUCGUACCAGAGUUGCUCAGUGUGAUCCGCACGGAGCGGGACAGCCAGGCGCGGCCCCAGACUGGCCUCGUUCUCAAGACGAUUGUCACGCUGGGCCGCCUCCUGGACGGGUACCUCCACUUGAUUCUCCCUGUGCUGGUCAAGCUCAUCCAGUCAAACGCGGACGUCCAGCCGCGAAAGCAAGCGCUCGGAACUCUUGGGUCCCUUGUUCGAAAGCUCAACGUGUCCAUGUUUGCAUCCAAGAUCAUUCACAUGCUGGCUCGCAUCAUCGGGAGCAAUGCGCAGAAUGAACUUGUCUACCUCGCUAUGGACUGCCUCAUCGCCAUGAUGUACACUCUCGGCGAAGACUACGCGAUCUUCGUGCCGGUCGUGAACCAGGUUCUCAACCGCUCGUCGCACACGGGCGAAAUGUUUGACAAAUACGACCUCCUCGUGUCCAAAUUGCUCAAGUACCAGGCGCUCCCUGCGGCAUCGUGGGCGACCGACCCGUCAAAGCAGCGAGAUGUCACCGUGCUGGACGACAACGAAGCAACAAAGGCACUCCCGAUCAACCAGAUGAACCUGGUCAAGGCAUGGGAAACAACGCAAAAGAGCACGAAAGACGACUGGCAUGAGUGGAUGCGCGCCGUCUCGGUCGAACUCCUCCGGGAGUCGCCGUCACCUGCACUUCGUGCAUGCAAAGAACUCGCGUCGGUGUACCAGCCAUUGGCGAAGGAGCUCUUUUACGCGUCCUUCUUCUCCGUGUGGCCGCACUUGACGUCACACACCCAGGAGAAUCUCCUCCGGACCCUUGAGACAGUUCUGCAAGCGGCAAACCUCCCGAGUGAAAUCCUGCAAACCCUGCUCAACCUAGCCGAGUUCAUGGAGCACUGCGACCAAACGGUGGACCGGUCGUCGCUGCCGCUCGACGUACGGCUCCUUGGGACAAUGGCGGAGAAGUGUCACUCGUUUGCCAAGGCGCUACAUUACAAGGAGCAGGAAUUCCACGCGACGCCGUCGGCCGCCGGCAUCGAAGCCUUGAUCAGCAUCAACAACAAGCUGAACCAGUUUGAAGCGGCUGUAGGAAUUGUUACUUAUGCGCAGAUCCAUCUGCCCAAGGUGCCCGUCCAAGCGUCGUGGCACGAGAAGCUGCGGCGGUGGGACGACGCACUCACCGCCCACGAAGGCGUUCUCGCGAGAGAUCCUACUAACAUUGAGGCGGUGUUUGGUAAGAUGCGGUGUCUCUUUGCCAUCGGGCAAUGGCACUCACUCCAGAGCCACAUCGAGUCAACGUGGGCAAAGGUGUACCCAGCCGACGACUACGGCGUCAAGCUGCUCAACGUCCCGCCUGCCUUCAAAAAGGAGCUGUGCAGCAGCGCCGCCAGAGUCGCGUGCACAUUACAGCAAUGGGACCUGCUUCCCAAGUACAUCAACUCGGAUAUGGACGAGACAGAAGCGUUCUUAUUCAAGUCGCUGACGUGCAUCCGGGCGCGCGUGCUGGACGAAGCGAAAGUCGCCAUAGAAGAGUGCCGGACGAUUCUAGACCCGACGAUUCAAACCUUCAUCAGCGAAAGCUACGCCCGGGCGUACAUGCCGUGUGUCGUGCAGCUCCAGAACCUCGCUGAGCUCGAAGAAGUGAUUCAUCAUCUUGACACGAACGGCGACUUCAAUCGCCUCCAGCAGAUCUGGACCACGCGACUUCUCGGAGUCGACAGAGACAUCAAAGUAUGGCAACACCUCAUGCUUGUCCGGUCGCUGGUCCUCAAUCCAAAGGACGACGUGCACGUCUGGCUCAAGUAUGCCCGUCUUUGUCGCCAGAACGACCAACUCCACUUGGCUUUCAAUGCACUGGCGAACGUUGGGGCGGAUGUCCUGGCGGCGCAGCUGCAAGUGGACCCGACCGCGCCUUUGCUGACCAACUUGGAGCAGCACAACCCUCGCGUGGCGUUUGCCUUUCUCAAGCAUUUGUGGGCCGACAACAAAGAAGAAGUUGCACUACGGCAACUUCAUUCGCUCAUCCACGUCCUCGAGCAAGACCAGAGCAACGAGUACGUCCCGCUGCGCGUCCAAGCGUACACGCAGCUGGGCAAGUGGCAAGUCACUAUGAUGGAGCCUCGCACGCACAAUGAACAGCUUUACGACCAGGUGCUGGACUGCCUCAAGACGGCAACGCAACUCGACCCGACCAACUACAAAGCAUGGCAUGAGUGGGCUCUGAUGAACUUUCGAGCGGCGGAAGCCUCCAAAGACGACUCGUACGUGACUAGCGCGAUCGACGGCUUCUUCAAGUCCAUUAUGUUUGGCCAUGCCCGGUACGACGUGACCAAGGACGUGCUGCGUCUACUCACGCUCUGGUUCAACUACGGCGGGCGCAUGGACGUCCACGACGCUGUCAGCGAAGGCCUGGCGAAAGUUUCCAUCGACACCUGGCUCGAGUUCAUCCCGCAGCUCAUUGCUCGACUCCACUCGUCCCAAACCAACCACCUGCUUAACGAGUUGCUCACUCGCAUUGGGCAACACCAUCCCCAAGCUCUGAUAUAUCCAAUUACGGUCGCGUCCACGUCGGUCGGGACCAAGAGGAAGGUCGCAGCCGAGGGAAUAUUGGCAGCUGUCAAGCGCCACUCGCCGCAACUCGUCCAAGAAGCGGAGCUCGUGUCGCGGGAGCUCAUCCGCGUGGCGAUUCUAUGGAAUGAACUGUGGCAUGGGGCGCUCGAGGAAGCGUCCCGGCUGUACUUUGCAGUCCACGACACCCAAGCGAUGCUCAACGAACUGGCCCCGUUGCACGCAAAACUCGACAACCUUGGCGUCGACGACGCUCCCACUCUGCGCGAGAUCGCGUUCCACCAAGCAUUUGCGAGAGACUUGCAGCAAGCCAAGGCGUGGACGGAUCGAUACCAACUGACAAACCAAACGGACGACCUGAACCAAGCUUGGGACAUUUACUACAAUGUCUUCAACCGCAUCAAGAAGCAAAUUGCCAACUUGAGCACACUCGAGCUGGCCAACGUGGGACCGAAACUGCUCUCUGUGUCGUCCCUAAGCUUGGCUGUGCCUGGGACGUACAAGGCGGGGGUCCCGAUCAUUCGCAUUCAGUCGUUUGGACCUCAGCUGACCGUUCUUACGUCCAAGCAGCGGCCGCGAAAGGUGGUCGUGAACGGCAGCAAUGGCAAAUCGUAUACGUUUCUUCUCAAAGGCCACGAAGAUCUGCGGCAAGACGAGCGAGUGAUGCAGCUCUUUGGACUGAUCAACACCCUGCUCGCCAACGACAGCGACACACGCAAGCGGAACCUGGCGAUCGAACGAUUUUCGGUCCUCCCGCUGAGCCACACGUCGGGCCUGAUCGGGUGGGUCGAGAAUACCGACACACUGCACCAACUCAUCAGGGAGUACCGCGAGAGCCGGAAGAUCCCGCUCAACAUCGAGUACCGCCUCAUGGUCCAGAUGGCGCCGGACUACGAAAAACUCCCGGUUGCGCAGAAACUGGAGGCGUACGAGAACGCCCUCCACGAAACGACUGGGCAGGAUCUGUACAAAGUACUCUGGCUCAAGUCGUUCAACGCAGAAAUGUGGCUCGAUCGCCGGCGCAACUUUACGCGCAGCCUCGCGGUGAUGAGCAUGGCGGGGUACAUUCUUGGGCUGGGCGAUCGUCACCCUGGCAACCUCAUGCUCGAUCGGAUAUCAGGCAAAAUGGUGCACAUCGACUUUGGCGACUGCUUUGAAGUCGCGAUUGAGCGCGAAAAGUACCCAGAAAAGGUCCCAUUCCGCCUCACGCGAAUGCUGACUCAGGCGAUGGAAGCAAGUGGCCUGGAAGGCACGUUUCGCCACACGUGCGAAGCAAGCAUGCGUGUCCUUCGUGAAAAUCGCGACAGCUUGAUGGCGAUUCUCGAAGCGUUUGUCCAUGACCCGCUGAUCACGUGGCGCUUGUUGGCGCCGCACGCCGCGCCGUCCCAUGCGUAUGCCGAAGAAGACAAGGAAAAGGAGGAAGUCAAGGUCCGGCGUUCGAGUGUUGACAGCGCAAGCAUGAUGGACUUGCACUUUGAAGAGGAACAGUUCGAUUUGAACGCCGCCGCGUUGAAGGAAGAAGAGGAGUUUGUGAUGCGGCCAGAGCAACUCAAUGCCAAAGCCGUCAAGGUCAUCGAGCGCGUCAAGAAAAAGCUUCGCGGACGGGACUUUGACCAGGACACCAAAGCGCUCAGCGUCCCAGCCCAAGUCGACCGGCUUAUCCAGCAAGCCACGUCCCACGAGAAUCUGUGUCAAUUGUACUAUGGCUGGUGUCCGUUUUGGUAAGUUGAACAGUUAACGUGUCACAGAGGGAUUUUGUUUCAACC